This is a messenger RNA of Cygnus olor (mute swan), 1542 nucleotides long. RefSeq names its product zinc finger protein 277 (gene ZNF277). Bases 93 to 1391 code for a protein of 432 amino acids. The record is from RefSeq and is a predicted model, not a curated record. Lineage: Eukaryota; Metazoa; Chordata; Aves; Anseriformes; Anatidae. The transcript has 12 exons.
GUAAAAAGGCAAAAAACUUCCAUGCAGCCGUUACAAUAAGACCGUAGUGUCUUUUAGCCUUCCCCAGGACACUUCUUACAACUACGGAACUGAUGACAGAUACGGAGUGUAUUUUGGAGCCUCUGACUCUGCCAGAAAGUCCAGCGAGUCCAGCGGGAGUUGCUGCUGUAGAGGAUUCUCCAUAUGUGCCUUGCAUUUUCUGCAAAGAAUGCUAUAUCCUACCGGAACAAAGCCAGCUCCUGAAGCACAUGAUAAUUGAACACAAGCUUGUCAUCGCUGAUGUGAAACUGGUGGCAGAUUUUAGAAGGUAUAUCUUACAUUGGAAGAAGAGGUUUGCAGAACAACCCAUCACAGACUUUUGUAGUGUGAUAAGAACAAAUUCGGAAGCUCCAUUAGAAGAACAAGACAACUAUUUUCUUCUCUGUGACGUCUUACCGGAAGACAGGUUACUUAGAGAACAACUUCAGCAAAAGAGACUGAGAGAAAUUCUAGAACAGCAACAGAGAGAGAGAGAUGACACAAGUUUUCAUAGUAUGUGCAUGUUCUGUGAUCAAGAAUUCACAGGAAACAGAUCUGUCCUUCUCAAUCAUAUGGCAAGAGAGCAUGCUUUUAACAUUGGGCUGCCAGAUAACAUUGUGAAUUGCUGUGAAUUCUUGGCUGUAUUACAGGAGAAGCUUGACAAUUUGCAGUGUUUAUACUGUGAAAAAAUCUUCAGAGACAAAAACACACUUAAAGAUCAUAUGAGAAAGAAGCAGCAUCGCAGAAUCAAUGCCAAAAACAAAGAAUAUGACAGAUUUUAUAUCAUUAAUUACUUGGAAUUUGGAAAGUCCUGGGAGGAAGUGCAGUCAGAGGAUGAUCGGGAAUUACUAGAUAACGUGGAAGAAGACUGGUCUGACUGGGAAGAGCAUCCUGUGUGUGCAGUUUGCCUGUUCUGUGAACAACAAGCAGACACCACUGGAAAACUCUAUCUUCACAUGCAGAAAUCACAUGGAUUUGACUUCCUUAAAAUAAAGUCAGAACAUGGUCUGAACUUCUAUCAGCAAGUAAAGCUAGUGAACUUCAUAAGGAGGGAAAUCCAUCAUUGUCGUUGUUACAAUUGCCAGGAAAAAUUUCAGUCUAAAGGAGGAUUGAUAAGUCAUAUGGAAGAGACAAAACACAUCACAUUCCUGCCACCCAGGUCUACAUGGGACCAACCACAGUAUUAUUUUCCUACUUAUGAAAAUGAUACACUGCUGUGUACACUGUCAGACAGUGAAGAUCUGGUAACUGAGGAUCAAAGUGAAGAUAUCCCCGUUGUAAGUGAAGAUAUAUCCAAUCUAAAAGCUCUCAAACAGAGCAGUGUUUUAAACCAGCUACUGUGUGAAGAGAACAACAGUCAGGAGAAAAACUGACCUUGAAUUACAGUUGCUGACCUUUGAGUGUUUCUCCUGGAAGACAAAAAACACAUUCUUCCACUCGUAUUGGACUACAGUUCACCUCAUUAAUGUUGUCGCUGGGCAAAUAUUACAUGAAUGGGAAUGCUAAAUAAAAUUUAUGUGCAAA